AUGAGAGUUCGAUCUCCGGGUGGCACUGUGGAUAUCACAGUGCAUGAAGUUCUAAGUGGCGGAAAGCUUAAAGAACUGUACAAGGCUAGUGGUGGUAACUGGGGAGGUACUAGAGUUGAUCAGGCUUUCAUCGACUUUCUGUCCGACGUUACAGGUCCGGAUGUAAUGUCGAAAUUCAAAGAAAACCAUAUAGAAGACUACAUUGACCUGUUGAGACAUUUUGAAGUUAAAAAGAGAGUUAUACACCCCAGCAGUGACUCUAUAGUAACAUUCAGUAUACCACAAACGCUUGCUGACUUAGUGAAAGAACUCAAAGAAGAAACAUUACAGAAAAUAUUUGAUAAGACAGUUUUCUCAAAUCAGGUUAAACUAGUAGGGGUUAAACUACGAGUAGAAGCACGUGUUGCUAAACACUUCUUCGAGACUCCAAUCAGAAAGAUCGUCAGCCACGUUAAAGACUUGCUGCAAGAACCAGUAAACCAAGGAGUUGCUGCCAUUCUCAUGGUUGGUGGAUUUUCUGAGUCGCAAAUGUUACAAGAAGCCAUAAGAAACAAUUUUCCCAGUCUAGGAGUUAUCGUCCCUAAUGAAGCUGGUUUGGUUGUCCUAAAAGGUGCGGUGAUCUUUGGCCAUGACACAUCGACCUUUACAGAAAGAGUAAGCAAAUACACAUAUGGCGUGCGUAUUAAUAAUAAUUUCGAUCCUAAUAAACAUCCAAUAGAAAAGAAAAUAACAAUUGAAGAUAAAUUGUAUUGUAAGGAUAUCUUUUCUGUCCAUGUACAUGCUGGUCAAACGCUAGUUGUCGGACAGGCACAAACGAAAAAAUCUUACGUCACGAUAGAUAGUGAGGCGAAUAGUGUGCCAAUUGAAAUUUAUGCCACCUUGAAUUUACAGCCGAAAUACACAGACGAUGCUGGGUGUGAGAAGAUUGGCAUUGUGACAGUUCCUGUGUCCGGACGUGGUAUUGGUAGAGAAGUAACAGUAAAAAUGAUAUUCGGCGGUACUGAAAUAGACAUUGAAUGCAUGGAAGUAGCUACUGGAAAGAUUACGCAUGGAAUAGUGGACUUCCUCACAUGAUGCCUUACACUAUAAAAAUGCUUUUUCUUUUAUUUUCAGUGAUAAAAUGAUGAAAUACGAAAUUCUUAAACAUGAACAGGAAGCAUGUUAGGCAGUCAGGAGUUAUUUUUAUCAGCUUUAUUGCAUUUUGAUUUUAAAAUAAGUAAAUAUAAUAUUGAACUAAAACAUUAUAAUGAACGCUAGGCGAACCAAUAUGUGAGAAAUGUUUUUAUCAUCAGCAUCAUCAUUAUCAUUAUUAUUAUUAUUAUUAUUAUUAUUAUAAAGCACUCUUUUCACUUGUAAACACGUUCAAAGGAAGCAGACAUAUACUUAUAUUAAACGAACCUUGUACUGGUGUUGUUGAAUAAUGAGGAAAUUUUAAAACGUCUCAUUCAGUCAGUGGAAGAAUUUGUUACAGGCACUUUUUUCUAAUAUGUUUAUUUAUCAUAUAUGCACAAUGAAAUAAGGUUAUCAAUCAUUA
Mercenaria mercenaria is the source of this 1534-nucleotide messenger RNA. Its product is annotated as heat shock 70 kDa protein 12B-like. Lineage: Eukaryota; Metazoa; Mollusca; Bivalvia; Venerida; Veneridae. The transcript has 4 exons. The coding region runs from base 1 to 1074 and encodes 357 amino acids. The record is from RefSeq and is a predicted model, not a curated record.